Molecule: messenger RNA, 351 nt
Organism: Elaeis guineensis (African oil palm)
Lineage: Eukaryota; Viridiplantae; Streptophyta; Magnoliopsida; Arecales; Arecaceae
Source: RefSeq, a predicted model, not a curated record
AUGGGCCUCUUCUGGUGCCAGAAGCAAGGCACCACCACCACCACCUCCGGCAGUGGCAGAGGUGGCAAAGCAACCCCCACCACCACUGCGACCGCCACCGAUCACCACUGCAGGAGCUGCGGCAUUGGCAGACUCAUGAGGAUGCUGAGGAAGCAAAGCAGGCUGCUGUGCAUGGCCUCAAGGCCUACCACAUUGCACUGCCAAUAUGACCCCUUGAGCUACUCUCGAAACUUCGAUCGUGGCAUCGGGACGGCUCUCGAUGAUGACUCAGCUCAUUACUACUACACAUUCUCGUCGAGGUUCGUCGCCAGCUCUUCAGGCAUCUCUAGAGGACUAACAUCCAACCAUUAG